UAUCAGAGAAAUGUAAUUUCAGUAAAUCAUGUCAGACACUUCAUCUUCGGAGGAAGAAACCUCCCUGUCCUCUUCUAGCUCCUCCGAGGAGGAUAAACGGAGGAAAAAGAGGAAGGAGAAGAAGAAAAAGAAGAAGAGAGAUGAAUCCUCCUCCGACAGUUCAAGAUCAAGAUCCAGAUCAGAAAGGCGUAAGAAAAAAUCCAAGAAGAGUAAAAAGAAGAAGAAAAAGAAGCAGAAGAAGAGAAGGAAAUCAACCAGCUCAAGCAGUUCCGAAAGUGGAAUUCAGGCAGAAAAGAAGAAAGCUUGGGGUCUCGUGGAAGAUCGAGACGAUGACGAUGACGAUGAUGAUGAAAACGAGGAAAAGGGAAACGACGUAGACUCUUCUGAUCUUGACAUAAACACAAUGCUGGAGGAAAUUGAAGAAAAUUUAAAUUUAGAGGAGUUGAUGAAACAAAAAGAAAUCAUUCAAAGAAAGCUUGGACUCGAGGGCAUUGAAGGAAUAUCAGAUACUGAGCUGGAGAACAACGAUGGAGCUAACCCUCUUCCUCAACCAGAAAAGGUUGAACACGAGUGUGUAUCUAUCCAUAGUGAUGAGGAACCUGAGUGUGUUGAGAUUAAGAGUGAUUCCGACGUUGAGCAUUUAAUACAGAUGGACAGGAGACGGGAUAAACAGCACUCCAGGCAUAAUCCGAACAAGGACAGACUCCGAGAGAAGUGGAAGGUUGGACGGGAUAAGGACAGAAGAAGGAACAGGGACGAGGACAGGAGGGACAGGGACAGGAGGGAUAUCAGGGACGGGAGGGAUGGCAGGGAUAGGUUCAGAACAGAGUAUGAUAGGAACAGGAGAGAUAGGGGUAGAGACAGAGAUCGUCGGGAUAAUUAUGAUCGGCGUGACAGGGAUCGCCGUGACGGUGAUAUGGAUAGAGAUGGCAAGGGAAAGGAAGAGGUAAAACCUGAAAGUUCAUCAGAAGAGUUGGAUAUUGAUAUUGAAAGUGAUGAAAUGGAUGAGGAGGCGAUCAUUGAAAAGAGAAGAAAAGAAAGAGAAGAGCUGUUAAAGAAAUUACAGUCUGACAAGGUUGUUCCCGCCCCCCGAGCUGUGACUCCUCCAGAAGUCAAGAUUGUUCAAAGUCUGCAGGAGAUAGAGUGGGAGAAGAAGGAGAAGGAGGCGCUGAACAGGAAGAAUGAGCUGGAGAAGAAGGAGGUGGAGGAGAGGAAGAGGAAGGAAAGGAGUGGCAGUGAAGAAGAAACGAGGAAAAGACGAAGAUCGUCCGAGAGUUCGAGUGGAGAUGAGAAGAGGAAAAAACAUAAAAAGAACAAGAAAAAGAAGAAGAAGAAGAAGAAGAAGGGAAGUAGUUCUGAAUCGGAGGAUGAGCAGGAUGAGAAGGAGAAGAAUGAAGAUCAUCCAGAUGAACUUUUAGAUGAGAACAAGCCUGUUGUAGAGGAGAAGGCUGUUGAUAUGUUUUCUGAAGAUAUGUUUGCAGAUGAAUUCAGUACUCCGACAGGAGGGCAUAAACUUAUUCAAAACCAGAAUACCGAGAAUCCCAACCUGACGGAUAACUGGGACGACGCCGAAGGUUACUACAGGGUUAGAAUUGGUGAGACCUUGGAUGGGCGGUACAAUGUAUUCGGGUAUACUGGUCAGGGGGUCUUCAGUAACGUAGUGAGAGCACGUGACAGUGUGCGUGGUAAACAAGAGGUGGCAAUCAAGAUUAUCAGGAAUAACGAGAUCAUGCACAAAUCUGGUCUGAAGGAGAUGGAACUGUUACGACGAGUUAAUGAUACGGACGCCGACGAUAAAUACCAUUGUAUCCGACUGUUCAGACACUUCUUCCACAAGAACCACUUGUGCAUGGUGUUUGAGCCUCUGGCCAUGAACCUGAGGGAGGUGCUGAAGAAGUACGGGAAGAAUGUCGGACUUCACAUUAAAGCUGUUCGAUCAUACGCCCAACAGCUUCUUUUGGCAUUGAAGAUAAUGAAGAAAUCCAACAUUAUUCACGCUGAUAUAAAACCUGACAACAUUCUGGUGAACGAAUCGAAACUUCUCCUAAAACUUGCUGAUUUUGGAUCUGCUUCCCACGUGGCCGAGGGGGAAAUUACGCCGUAUCUAGUCUCCAGAUUUUACCGAGCUCCUGAGAUUAUUCUGGGGAUGAAAUAUGAUUUCCAAGUUGAUCUUUGGUCAACUGGAGCCACAAUAUACGAACUGUGUACAGGUAAAAUAAUGUUUCCUGGAACAACGAACAAUCAUAUGCUGAAGCUGUUCAUGGACUUCAAGGGGAAGAUACCGAACAAGAUCAUCAGGAAAGGACAAUUCAAAGAUCUACAUUUUGAUCAGAACUGCUGUUUCCUCUACCAUGAUAUAGACAAGGUAACACAACGUGAGAAGAUCGUGAAUAUGCCGGUUGUGAACAAGACACGGCAUUUAGACUCAGAGCUCACCGGAGGGAAUAAGCUGCCUGAAGAUCAACUCCGAAAGAUAAAACAGUUAACAGACUUCUUGGAGAAGAUUCAUCUCCUGGAUCCUGCAAAGAGGAUUAGUUUAAACCAGUGUCUUUCUCAUCCGUUCAUCCAGGAUAGAGCAUAGGUUUUGGUUUUGGCCACCAGACGACAGAGAAGAGUUUUUUACUAUUUCUAUAAAUUAUUUCUACCACUUUCCGUUUCAACUUUUUUGUAUUGUUACAAUAGUUAUUUGUUUAAUUUGCUUUUUGUUAAAUUUCAACAAUUUUUUUUCUCUGUAUUUGCACCGUUUUAAGCAUGUAAACUAAAUUAUGUACAACAACUUGUUAAGGUUCGAUAAUUUAGAUGUACACUGUACAUAAAACAAAGAAUAAUAUUUUGAUACAUUCUGAACUUUUUGUCAGUUUUUCAUUAUCAAUAUUACUAUUGUUAUGCUGAAAUUAUUCCUCGAAUUAUUUUGAUAAUGAUUUGUAUUUGUUGAAACACUGGCGUCAUUGUAUACAAUGUACAUAGUUGUACUCAUGAACUAUCGGUGUACUGUAUUGCAGA
Molecule: messenger RNA, 3003 nt
Organism: Eurytemora carolleeae
Lineage: Eukaryota; Metazoa; Arthropoda; Copepoda; Calanoida; Temoridae
Gene: Prp4k
Product: serine/threonine-protein kinase prp4
Exons: 27
Coding region: 29-2581 (850 amino acids)
Biological process (GO): peptidyl-serine phosphorylation; peptidyl-threonine phosphorylation; mRNA cis splicing, via spliceosome
Molecular function (GO): ATP binding; protein serine/threonine kinase activity
Source: RefSeq, a predicted model, not a curated record